CGGAAGCAUGGUAUUGUCUGUCGAUGAGCUGCCGGAGUCAGUAACUGAUUGAUGUUCUGAAAGAACGGUCCAACUGAUACCAUGAAACUGUUGGUGGUUUUAGCCUUAGCUGUGGUAGGAGUUGCCACAGCCAGCGUAGAAGGUCCAAAUGCGCGGAUUACAGGAGGCGCCAACAGCGUCCCAGGCCAAUUCCCGGCCGUCGUAAGCAUCGACUCGCCCUACAAUCUGAACUGCGGAGGAACAAUCCUGAACCGUCAGCAUAUACUCACGUCAGGAUCAUGUGUCAUGCACCCAACCACCUUCACCCUCAUCAACCCCUUCUGGCUACGAGUGAUAGCCGGUGACGUCAACCUCGUAGUCCCAACCAUCCGCCGUGAAGUUCGUAACGUCACCCAUCUCUUCGUCCAUCCGAACUACAACCGCCUUACUGGAAACAACGAUCUGGCCGUCAUCCGGGUGAACAAUCCCUUCCCGGAGUUCCACAAUACCAUCGAACCGACCCUGAUCAACAACCGAGUCCUGGCCGACAACACCCAGUGCCAGUUCGCUGGAUGGGGAGCGACCACAAACGCCGCUACAGCUCCACUUCUCCCAAAUCAGCGAUUCAUCACCGUUCCAAUCCUUCCAACCGCCCAAUGCAACGCCGCUAACGUUCACCAAAAUCGGGUCCUCACCACCAUGAUCUGCGCUGGAUCGAUCCCGGCCAAUGCCAAUACCGUCUGCCAGGGUAACAUCGGAGGUGGGUUGUUCUGCAAUGGGCAGCUUACCGGGGUGCUGACCUUUGGGCUGGCCUGCGGAGGAGCUAAUCAACCGGGCGUCUAUAUCGAUGUGCGUCAGUACCAGGCGUGGAUCAACCAGCAGUUCACCCGUACCGAUAAUCCACCUCCAGGCUGGACGCCACCGCAGCCGCUGUAAAGCACAAAAAAAUGCAAACCGACACGUUAGUUUGUAAUCACUGAUUCGAUAAUAAAUACGAUACACUUAACCUUUUGA
Molecule: messenger RNA, 993 nt
Organism: Uranotaenia lowii
Lineage: Eukaryota; Metazoa; Arthropoda; Insecta; Diptera; Culicidae
Product: trypsin alpha-3-like
Exons: 2
Coding region: 82-915 (277 amino acids)
Biological process (GO): proteolysis
Molecular function (GO): serine-type endopeptidase activity
Source: RefSeq, a predicted model, not a curated record